UGUUGCUAAAGAGCAGCUCAACCGUCUUAUAAAAGGACUGCCCGGUAUCCUCCUGAGGUGUCUAUUGCUAAGCAACAUUCAGUUCAUCUUGACCACAUGCAGGGGAGGUAGAACACUUGACCCAUCAUUUAUAGCAGCGCGCGCUGUGGAAGAAUGGAGUUAUUUAGAGGGUUGAGGGAUGAAGCAGUGAUGUGGACCCUAGGGACUAGGAACCCAGUCUCAGGAACAGGAUCCACUAAGCCAGACUCUCCAGUGGAACACAGUGGAAAGACAACAUCAGCUGGAAGAAAGUUUAAACGUUUAAAAUUCCUAAGACGGAAUUCCAAGAGUAACACCAACAUCACUGCUCCAGAUGUCCACAACACAUCCAGCGUUAUUACUGCCCCUCUCGAGGAGGUGUUGACCUUUGAGCAGAACCUUGAGAGAAAUCGCCUGUCUGCUGCUGGCCAACAGCUGAUUGAGAGAGAGGAGCAUCUAUAUGGACAGAUCUCAGAAGAGGUGGUUCAGUCGACCACAGAGAGGGAGAAGGAGGAGAAAGAGCAGCUCACCAGAGAUCACAAAGCCCUCCUCAGCCACAUAGACCUGGCUGUAAAGAGUUCUCUCAGUCCGGAUGAAGACAGUCUGGAGGCUCUGAAGUCUGCAGUGAAGGCUAUCCUACAGGAGGAGGAGCAGGAUAGGCGAUGGCUGAAUCAGGAGGGUAAACAGCCUGCCUGGAGGCCCAGUGAGUGUAGACGUCACCACAACACUGUCCUCCAGAGCCUGGUGGAGGAGCGUAUGGACAAUGCCGAAUUGCCCCCUGAAGAGAGCAACAAGCUACGCUCCUCCCUGCAGAGGGAGGUCUGUGGGAAGGGCAGACGCCUGCAGGAGGACCUGCUGAGGGUGGUGAAGGAUGUGAAGGGCUGCUACCCAGAGGACAUGGAUAUCUGCAACCUCUAUGGAAAGAUGUAUCACCAAGCCUUCAGCGCAGGGAUGAGGAAGAUUGAAGAGUAUGGGCUGGGCAUGGAGGACUGCUCUUACCUCCUGCAUUGGGUGAAUGUUGCCUACCCAGAAAUUCUACAAAAUCCAGAACUGACCAAGGUGAUUAACCCUGAAACGUUGGGAAAGCUGUUGACUGAGGAGUUGACAACACCACUGGAGAAUCAAUGUCUUACUCACAAAGAGACAGAGGUUCAGACAUUGAUCAACAAAGUGCUGAAGGUGGAGGAGCAAGCCUGGAUGGAUGGGUUUGUGCCUGAGCUCAGAGACGACUGUUACUUUAGCCCCUUGGCCAUCGACGUAAUUCAGUUUAUUAAUGCUGCAGUGAAAUCAGUAGAGACAGUUUUGGGAGACACGUCCAAAGUCCAGAUAAUUGUGUGCCUGUUGAAGGACUUCUUGAAUAGCUACAAGAAAUUCCAGGAGAAAGUUCUCAAGGGAAGCAACAACAGAAACAGCAGAACUGUGAUAAUGGCCAAUCUUGCCUGUGUUGAACAAUUUAGGGACUAUAUUGUGAACAAAGCAGACAUCUUCCCAGUGGAUGUAAAGGAAUGCUGUCUGUCCAUAGUAGCUGAUAUGAAAAACAUUGGCUACACAUCUUUAACAAGCCCUAUACACAAGGAUCUCAAGUCUCAGUACAGCUGUCUGGGGACACCCGUCUGGUUGGAGAAGAAGAAACAGGUGUUUGAGAUGCUGUUUGAAGGAAUUAACAAACACACCCAGGAUCUUAAGGGCUUGACUGACUCCUGUCAUCAGAUGGUUGUGCAGGAGCUGCUGAGCCAGCUGCACUUGGAGGUGACAGUGGAGUACGUGAGGAGGCUACUGAAGAGGAAGAUCAAGCUGAGAGACAAAGAGAUGCAGGAGCAGGCGGCCAGGUUGGUGUGUGAGGAUGGCCAGAGACUACACAAACUGUUCACUGAAGCGGGUUCCAGGGAGGAGUGGCUGAGUGACAUCCUGCCCAGGAUUGCUGAAGUGCUGAAACUCCAAGACAUUUCCUCCAUACAGCUGGAGAUAGUGACUCUGAGUCAAGCUUACCCUGAUCUCAGUGAAUUCCAGGUGUCCGCCCUGCUUAGCCUCAAAUCCAACCUUUCUGCCUCUGCCGUGAAGAGGGUGAAGAAGACCCUCCUGGACAACCAGGACACCACCAGCUCCCUGGAUGCCCCACCCUUUUUCUCCAAGUUACAGGUCAAAUGAGUGUUAAGUCUGCAAUGCUCUUGUAAUUAAAGUACCCUAAAGAGGGGACUAGCAUGGUUCUGGUACCGGUUGACCGAAAUGGUUGCUUAUAAAUUGCUCUGUGGACACCAUCGAUUGAAAUGCCGUGCGUUUAGCGAUAACCCUAGAUCUCACGGACUCGGGAGUACAUCUCUUCCGCCUGUGUACCUCAGGCUGUGAAAUCUGACACCACUUGAACCUGCCUACCAUUUCAUUCACUCUUCUGACUGCCCAUUAACUCCUGGCUGAAAGCCACUGACAAAGCACAUGCCUGCAAUCCUUAGAUCCUAGCACAGCAGGAGAGAAUGGUUUCAUCGCAUCCAGAACUUUAUCGAAGUCAUCAAAAAUAAUUCAUAGAUUUUAAACAAAUAUUUUUUAUUCUGUUUGUCAUAGACGGACAAGAUUAAUAUGAGAAGGCAGGCCAGUUCAUAAUGAGUUCAGGAAGCCAAGCUAUAGUCCUGUCCGAUGUUCAGAAGGGUGGGGGCAGAAGUUUUGUUCAAGAGAAACCUUUAGACAAUAUGCACAUUUUCUCUAACACGAAACAUACAAAUAUGUAUUUUACAGUUAUAAGGAAGGUGACAUUUUAUAGUUAGUCAUUUUAGAAUUUUAUUGUAAUAUAUUUAAAAAGCAUAUACGUCAUUUCAAGCCUUAUUCAUACAGUUUUGUUGAAUAGGAAAUACAUCAUAAAAUAUUUCA
Coregonus clupeaformis (lake whitefish) is the source of this 2880-nucleotide messenger RNA. RefSeq names its product tumor necrosis factor alpha-induced protein 2. Gene Ontology annotation, cellular component: exocyst. Gene Ontology annotation, biological process: exocyst localization; exocytosis. NCBI's taxonomy places the organism in Eukaryota, Metazoa, Chordata, Actinopteri, Salmoniformes, Salmonidae. The record is from RefSeq and is a predicted model, not a curated record. The transcript has 12 exons. Gene Ontology annotation, molecular function: SNARE binding. Bases 154 to 2166 code for a protein of 670 amino acids.